AUGAAUUUAGCAUUAAAUAAGCAGAUAUCGUGUCCCCACGGGACAGUCCCUCUGGACGGCCUAAGUCUUUGUCGUGUACCUACUCCCCAUUUUCCAUUCCCCGAGAUGAGCCUUCAGGCAAACGCUGUUCAAAACGAGCGUCAACCACGCAACACAGCCACCAUCAGACCUGAAACCCUGAGAGACAUGGACCAGGAGAGAGCUCUGCGUGAAGCAGCCGUCGCUGUCGGUGUAUUUGGCCCUCCAGUAUCGCUGGCAAUGGCACUCUCACCAGCACGGUACCCACUACUAUCACCCCAUUACCCAGCCUUGCCCCCACCACCGCCUAUUCAGCCAGACUCCGUUCAUGACACUCAUGAUGAAGGGAAUGCUCACUCUGAUAGUGAUGAUGACAGCAUUGAUGUGACAAAUGAAGAGGAUUCCACAUCAUACUCACCCCCAGCUAUAAGCUACCCACAGAAUUGCAUGCCUUAUGGUGCGUUGGGCGUAGAGAGCGCUGCGGAGACGGCAGCUCGUCUCUUAUUUAUGGCUGUUAAGUGGGCGAAGAACUUGCCGUCAUUCGCCAGUCUCUCAUUCAGAGAUCAGGUUAUUUUAUUAGAAGAAGCGUGGUCCGAGUUGUUUCUUCUAAACGCCAUACAAUGGUGUCUGCCUUUGGACGCGGCCGCUGCAGCCUUAUUUGGGACCGAACAGACCGACCAAGACAGCGGUAUUAGUUCAUCAACCCGUCGUCGCUUGAGGGAAGUGCUAUGUCGGUACCGCGCCGUUCUCCUGGACCCAGCCGAAUUCGCAUGUAUGAAGGCUAUUGUGCUUUUCAAAUGCGAAACACGAGGUCUCAAAGACCCUUUACAAAUCGAGAACCUCCAAGACCAGGCCCAAGUGAUGCUAAUGUCUCACACGCGAAAUGCUCAUGGGGCCGCCCCUGCCCGUUUCGGCAGACUCCUGUUACUCCUGCCUCUUCUCAGAUCUGUCACUCCUAUGCAGUUGGAAAGGGAGUUCUUCACUAAGACCAUUGGCCAGACGCCAAUGGAGAAGGUUUUGGCGGAUAUGUAUAAGAAUUAA
Messenger RNA from Pieris macdunnoughi, 1059 nucleotides. The record is from the annotation of a GenBank genome assembly. Lineage: Eukaryota; Metazoa; Arthropoda; Insecta; Lepidoptera; Pieridae.